AUGGACGGCAAACGCAAGGCCAAUGGGCCUUCAUCUGCUGAGAACGACGACAGAGGCUCUAAGCGUCGUAGACUUACUAAUGAUUUCGAUCUCUCAAAAGGCCAGACCCGAGAAUCCACAACAGCGUAUGGAUUAUCUUUUCUGGACCACCUUCGCAAGACUGCCGACAAGAGUGGGCGUCUCGUCGCGACCAAUUUCGAGGAGCUACCACACCGCGAUGGUAAUGAUGACUACUACGAAAACACGCGCAUGCCCAUCUCAAUAUCGAUGAUCGAGAACAAACUGAAUAAUGGCGAAUUCAAGAAUCUUUCUGAGCUCGAGGGUUACUUUAAACGCAUGAUUAGCAACGCCAAGGAAUUCUAUUCUAGGUCUGAUCCGGAGUUCGAAGAUGCGGAACGAAUUAGAAAGGCACUCAGCAAUUACAUGACCAAGGCGAAUCCAGCUUACGAAGCUCGUGGCUAUCAAGUUUUGCCUACCCCGUUCCCUGAUGAAGAUGGUGCCGAGGAUGAGCAGGACGAGAACGAGGACGUGGACGAAGAGAACGGCGAGGACGAAGACGAGGAAGACGAACCCGAUGAAGACGAAGAAAAGGGAGACGAGGAGGAGGAGGAGGAGGAGGAGGAGGAAGAGCUGCCAACCUCUCGCAGGCGAACAACAAUCACCCUCAAGCGGAGGGGACCUGACCGUACGCCAGCAAGAAGAGCAUCGACAAGAGGCAAGGAAACCCCAAAGCCAGCAGUACCUGCAGCAAAGCCCGACCAUCAAUAUGAGGAUAUGCCCUUCAAGGGUCUAUCCUUCCAGCAAGCACAAGAAAAGCUUGUCGAGGAAGUUAUACGACGUGAAGACCCUGGAUACGAUGGCCCUUAUUUUGAAGCCUUUAUCAACCUGCCGCCUCGCUCCCUGAAGGAAUACUACAAAGUCAUCAGUGAUCCCAUGUCGCUGAGAAAGUUGCAGAGGGCAGUUAAGGGCAUGCAUGGCCGAGGUGGCAGUACAGGCGUCAGCGAUUUCAAGUCCUGGGCUGCUUUUGAGGAGAAAGCAAAGCUACUGUGGACUAAUGCAUACUUUUUCAACGAGGAGGGGAGCGAAAUUUACUCUGUCGCCCAGGAACUCGAGGAGUUCUUUACUGAACAGCUCAAACAGGCACAAGCCGAUGUGCCAGAGCCCUCUCAACCAAAGAUUAAACUCAAGGUUGGCGGAACCAGCGACACCCCUGCACCUGGACCCAAGAAAAUUACCAUUCAUGUUGGAGGCCAACGGGAUCCAGCAGAUUCCCCGGUGCCGGGUCAACAAAAAGAGGCGGCAAACGGCCUUGGUGUUAAUGGUACAACACGCACUUCUACGCCUGCUCAGGCUAUUAACCCUCAGCUAGAAAAGGCCAGAAGUGCAUCUGUCUCUGCUGCCCCAUCUCCAAGCCCAUCGACACAAGCAGCCUCGAAAACAGAAGAAGCUGCCCCCGUCUUAUCAUCAGCCGCUGUGCCACAGCCCCAGAACGCUCUCCCCGCUGGUCAAGCUACGCUUGGAGUUCCUACAACCGCAACAGGCCCUAUUUUUGCCCCUAUUCCUGUCGCACCACCUCAGCCAAUAACAAACCCCUUGAUUAAUGGCUACAUGGAUCAGAAGCAUCCUCGCCGUCCCGGUAAAGGUCUCGAUGAUGCUCUUAUUGAAAGUGUGAAAAUACAAGUUCAUCCAACCCUACAGUCACACAGCCCCGUACUAGCAACCGUCAAGCCCAACCCCAAGGAGAUGGACCAGGCCGCCACCAUCAACCUGCCCUCUCAUCUUACACGAAUCCUUGUCGUUACUGCUAUACCCAACCAUUUACAUAACAGACAGUACAGCCUGUGGACAUUGGUAAACAAACAACCGUUCAAGCCCCUCCACCUUCAAGCUCCUGGCCAGCAACCCAACGAGCGCGCAUUCGAGGCCAUGCUGCAUCAUGGGAUCAACGUAAUCGAAACGCAUCUUAUUGCUGCGAUUCCCCAAGAUGAGCGUGUGCCAGGGGGCCCGGAGGUUGAGCUAGAAGUGUUCACCAUCACCGUCAACGUGCUGCGGAACUAG
Fusarium venenatum is the source of this 2058-nucleotide messenger RNA. Its product is annotated as Bromodomain-containing protein. NCBI's taxonomy places the organism in Eukaryota, Fungi, Ascomycota, Sordariomycetes, Hypocreales, Nectriaceae. Gene Ontology annotation, molecular function: chromatin binding; protein binding. The record is from RefSeq and is a predicted model, not a curated record. Gene Ontology annotation, cellular component: RSC-type complex. Gene Ontology annotation, biological process: chromatin remodeling; transcription elongation by RNA polymerase II.